Messenger RNA from Physella acuta, 5399 nucleotides. Its product is annotated as N-alpha-acetyltransferase 15, NatA auxiliary subunit. The record is from RefSeq and is a predicted model, not a curated record. Gene Ontology annotation, biological process: N-terminal peptidyl-methionine acetylation. Lineage: Eukaryota; Metazoa; Mollusca; Gastropoda; Physidae. Gene Ontology annotation, molecular function: protein binding. Gene Ontology annotation, cellular component: cytoplasm; NatA complex.
AAACUUGCUGUUCCGCCAUAUAUCGGAAUCUGCACCUCGUGGGUGCAUGGAAGUUUUCUUGUUUAUUUUGCUUCUAAUUUAUUGAAAUUGUACAGUAACAAGUCUUGGAAAAUGCCGUCAAAGAACCCUUUACCCCCUAAAGAAAAUGCAUUCUUUAAACGCAUUUUGAAAUGCUAUGAACAGAAGCACUAUAAAAGUGGGCUGAAAUUUGCAAAACAGAUCUUGUCAAAUCCAAAAUAUGCAGAACAUGGAGAAACUAUGGCCAUGAAAGGAUUGACCUUAAACUGCCUAGGAAGAAAAGAAGAAGCAUAUGAUUUUGUGCGACGUGGUUUACGCAAUGAUUUGACUAGUCAUGUCUGUUGGCAUGUGUAUGGUCUACUUCAGCGUUCUGAUAGAAAGUAUGACGAGGCAAUCAAAUGUUAUCGCAAUGCUCUCAAAUGGGAUAAGGACAACCUUCAGAUCUUGAGGGACUUGUCGUUGCUUCAGAUACAGAUGAGAGACUUGGAAGGUUAUCGGGAAACGAGAUAUCAACUUUUAGCACUGAGGCCAGGGCAAAGAGCAUCUUGGAUAGGAUACGCCAUGGCUUAUCAUCUUCUGAAAGAUUACGACAUGUGCCUGAAAGUUCUUGAGGAGUUCAGAAAAACACAAACACCAAAGCCAAUUUAUGACUAUGAACAUAGUGAGCUUUUGUUAUACCAAAAUAUGGUAAUGCAAGAAGCUGGCAUGAAUGAAGAAGCUAUGGAACAUUUAAAGACUUACGAUAAGCAAAUAGUAGAUAGGCUGUAUGUGCAAGAAACAACAGCAAAACUGCACAAUUCACUUAAGCAGCCUCAAAAGGCAGCUGAAAUUUACAGAGAUCUCAUUAGCAGGAACCCAGAAAAUUGGGCAUACUACAGGGGCUAUGAAAAAACUUUACUUCUUGAAGAUAAACCUGAAGAGCGCAUGGAUCUUUACAAAAGUAUUAUAGAACAGUUUCCUAGAGCAACAAUGCCAAAACGUCUACCAUUAGAUUUCACAACUGGAGAUGUUUUUAGAGAUUAUAUUGAUGAUUAUCUUAAAAAGUCACUCAGAAAAGGAGUUCCACCUUCAUUUGUUUCAAUAAAAUCUGUUUAUAAAGAUUCCUGGAAGGUAAAGAUUAUUGAAGAUUUGGUGCUUUCAUAUGUAGACAAUCUUAAACAGUCUGGGAAAUUUGACAGUAAAGGUGAUGUUGAACCAGCCACUGCAUUGCUUUGGGCAUAUUACUUUUUGGCCCAGCAUUUUGAUUAUCUGAAUAACAUUGCACGAGCAUUUGAGUUUGUUGAUUUGGGAAUUGAACAUACCCCUCUUCUAAUUGAACUCUAUGUCCUGAAAGCUAAAAUUUAUAAGCAUGCGGGUGAUAUGGAUGAAGCUGUUAAACUUAUGGAUGAAGCUCAGUCUUUAGAUACUGCAGAUCGUUAUAUAAAUUGUAAAUGUGCUAAAUAUAUGCUUCGUGCCAACUUGGUUCAAGAAGCAGCUGACAUGUGUUCAAAAUUUACCCGGGAAGGUAUUUCUGCUGUGGAAAACUUGAAUGAAAUGCAGUGCAUGUGGUUCCAGACAGAGUGUGCAUUUGCUUAUAAAAGAAUGGGCAAGUGGGGAGAUGCUCUUAAAAAAUGUCAUGAGAUUGAUAGGCAUUUUACAGAAAUAAUUGAGGAUCAAUUUGACUUUCACACUUACUGCAUGAGAAAGAUGACUCUUCGGUCAUAUGUUGGGUUGUUGAGACUAGAAGAUUCACUACGCAGUCACCCGUUUUACUCAAGAAUUGCUCUGUUAGCGGUAGAGAUUUAUUUACAUUUGCAUGAUCAUCCAUUGACUGAUACAGACCAUGACAGUGAUGUGAAUUCAGAAAACUUAUCACCGAGUGAACUAAAAAAAUUAAAACGGAAACAGCGUAAAGCACAAAAAAAAGCUGAGGUAGAGAGAGAAAAGCAGAAAGCUGAGCAGGAGAAAAGAGAUCAAAACAAAAAUAAAGCUGCAGAUGGUGAGAUGGAUGGUCCAAAGGAGGAAGAGUUAAUACCUGAUAAACUAGCAAGGGUUGAUGAUCCAUUAGAACAAGCAAUCCAUUUCUUGAAACCACUUCAGAUGCUCACACCACAGUGUAUAGUUACUCAUGUAAAGGCAUAUGAAAUUUUCUCACGAAAAGGAAAAUUACUGCUGAUGCUGCAAAGCAUAAAGAGAGGUGUACUUGCAGAUCGUUCUAAUCCUCAGUUUCACAUUUGCCUCAUUCAUUUCCUUCAGUAUGUGAAAGAUCUUGGAGAGGUAUGUGAACCUACUAAAACUGUGAUAGAUAUAGAGAUGAAGAACAUUUACCAGGGAAAGACUGCUCUUCAACUCAAUGAGGAAUUUCUCUCUCAAAACUCAGAUUCCUUAGAACAUCGACUUGCCGGUGCUCGUAUGAUGUACAAACUAGACAAUUCAAGACAAGAAGAAGCAAUGUCAUUAGCUGUAAAUCUAGAUUCUAAUCUUAAAGGACUUUCAAUAAAGAAUUGCAUAGAAGUCUUAGAAUCCCUUUGUCGUGGAGAUCUGGGUAAAUGUGAACAAGAAGCUCUAGAAUAUCAAGCGAGAUGCCACAAAAUUUUCCCAUUUGCUGCAGCCUUUAUCAUCCCAGCUCAGCCAUCCACCUGUGGAAGUGGUGACUGCUCCACGGAACAAAUUUUAGUUAAUGGAUCAGCUUUUAAAAAUGAAUCAUGAUGCAAGAGUGGAGUAAGUUAUUGGAUGCAUUAUUGAAUCUGCAUCAGUAGGCACCCUGUUUUUUUAAUUGGUUUGUUUGUUUUAAAUAUCUAAAAGUGUUUUUUUUUUAAGAGGCUAAUCAGAUGGUAAAAUUGCAAUUGAAAGUGAGUUUUUCUCUUGUACAUGAAUAUGAAACUAGAAAUUUACGUUGGCAAGUUUUAUUGCUACAUACAUGAGCUUUCAGUAUUUUUUUCUAGAUUUCAUAAUUUUAAAUUGAGAUUUUAUAUUUUUAAAUUAAGCUAGAAAUAAUAAAAAUGUAAGGUAAAUUUUUGUACUCAGUUUUAUCAUUAAAAAUAACCAGUUUUAUCUGCAGAUGUUUAAAGUUCAAAUAUUUGGGUCAACUAAUAUAUAUAUAUCUAGUUUUUACUUUAUAGUGUGCUUGUGGUAAUCAUAUAUUUCACGCUCAGCUUUUUUACUUUGUUUUUAUUUUAGCAUUAGCAAUAAAUUUUGUUGACUAAGUCUUAUUUCUGCGUCUGUUUUUGGAAACAAAAUUAGCAUCAUUUUUAUCAUAUCUUAGAUACAUAUAUAUAAUUUACUGAAAUACCUGUAGUAUAUAUGCUAAUGAUUCCUGAUUGAUGUACUUUGCUAAAUUUAGCAAAAUGCUUGACACAAGUUUCUCUGACAAGCAGUAGGCUUUGUCUUUUUAAGAUCUAACAGAUUUUUUACUGCUGUUUAAAAUUAGAUGUGAAAAUUUAACAAUGACUAUCAAUGCAACUAUUUGGUUAUUAAUAUUUGUGCAGACCAUGGAUUGAUGCAAUAUGUUGCAACACUUGAAAAUUCAACCAUGUUUUGUAAAUGCAAGUAUAGUAUAAGAGAUGGACAAUGUUUAUAUGACUAACACAUUCAAAUAAAUGUUAUAUAACACUCUGUCAUGCUAGAAUUUUUAUGGCAAUAUCUGAAACAGCAUUACUAGUUGAAAUAGAUGUUUGUUUUGGAUUGUAAUAUAACAGAAAGUAUCUUUUGAUCUUUAAAUAAUUUUGAUGGAAUUAAAAAAAUAAUUUCACCUAUUUUGUGUCAAAAUUUAUCCAACUUAACAAGAAAAUCAAAUGGAAAGGGAGGGGAGCAAAGCAAUUAAUUUCACUUCACAAAAUAGCAUAAAACAGCUUUUUCAAAAAAGGCAAAUUAAUAUCAAGCAAGUUUGAGAAAAAAAUCAAUUAAUCUUGCAGGUUCUAUGGAAAGAAAUGGCAGCCAAUGUACUGUUUUGCCUCUGAAUUUAAGUUAGUGAUUUUCUGUUACUUUUAGAAAAAAUGCAAACACAAUGCCCUCAGAGAUCCUGUCAAUACCAUGCAUUAAAGCUGCAUUGUAGCAAAGGCCCCAUUAUACUUGAACAAAUUUAAUUUCAGAAUUUUGUGAAUAAUUUCACAAUUUCUAGUGCUUUUUGGUGUUUAAAUUCAUUUCAAGUUAAAAUUACAGGGUGCAUUGUGUGAUAAGUUUAUUUUUAUAAUAUACUUCUAAUUGAAGUGUUUGUCAGUUGAUAGCAUGCAUGAUUCAUGCAAUUGCAUAAUGUAAAGCAAAACAUCAGCCUACUCAUUCAUCAAUCAUAAAACAACUUGAUUUUUUAAAAUUCCCAUUAAACCCACUUUUUUUCUUACAACAUGUAAGAUGUCAUAGAGUAGAAUACAGAAGCUCCAAAAUUUCAUUAAAAAUCAGUCAUUUGAUGUUAAUAACUAUCACUUAUUUCAGUUAUUAUCUUUGUGGACAUUUAAAAAAAGUGUUUGCUUUUUUUAUUUUUUUUUUUACUUUAGUAUCUAAGGAUGCUUAGGCAAUUUGAAAAGUUUGAAACACUUAAAAUGUGUACAAAGUUCAAUCUUUAUGGUUUUGUUUAAGAAUUAUAAAAAAAAACAGUUCUGGAUAAUGCAGACAAACCCAAAAAUGUAAAAUAGUGUACAUUUGAACUUUUUUUAUUCAUACACAAGAUGUUUUAUAAAUUUGCUCCAUGUGCAAGAUUUUUGUAUGUUUGUACUUCAUGUUGAGAAUGUUUGGAGUGUUUCUUUAGUAGUGUUGGUGACUUUUGAAUUUUUGAGUGAAUAUUAAUUUAUCUAGAAUAAUAAUUUUAUAUGCAUUUGAGAUUUGUGAGCUGUUUGAUUUAUUCGUAUUAUGUAAGCUUAUGUAGAUUUAAAGGUUUGUCAAGGGAUGACAAAACUGUUAACAGCUUAUCAAAUACUUGCUUCUCAUUUAUUAUGUUCUAAAAAGACAUUUUAUUUUGGUUUCAGAUAGUGUUAAAAAUAAGGUACUUCUUUAAAUAUUGCAAUGCACUUGAUUGCAUCAGUAAUACCUAAAUUUUAAAAAAUACCUAAUUUAAAAAAAAAACACACCAUAGUAUAGUAGAUCUACAUAAAGCUGUUGCUAUAAUAAAAUACCUCCAGUCAUUGUACUAUUAGUGACAUUAAAAGUGUACAAAAUAAUCUCACAAAAACUUCUCAAAAUGCAUUUAUGGAAAUGUCUAAAUAGGCUGGCUAAAUUGUAACAGCACUUAGCAGGACCAAAGACAGAAUACUAUUUUGAUAUGUGAAAGAUUUACUGGAUAAUUUAUGCAAGUUCACAGUAUUUUUUGCUUGGAUAAAAUAUUGCUUGAUGUGUACUUGUUUGAUUUUAUUGCCUUGUUCAUUAAUUCAACUGUCCCAAAUUUGAAUGAUUAAAAAUUAUAAAUAGUA